UGUUCGUAAUGUUCGUAUAUACUAUAAUUCAGAUUUUGGAAGUUCGGGGUUGAGAAUUUGCCUCUUUUAGCUCUGCGAACCGGCACCAAGUACUCGAUUGCGGAUUGUUUAAUGUUUACUUAUGUCUUAUUAUUAUUAUAAUUGUUUUUCGUUAAAAAAAUUGUUUCGAAAGCGUUAGGCCAAUUAUUUAUAUUUUAAAGCUGUGGUCAAGUCAUUUGUGUUAAUAACUCAACAUGUCGUUAGUUUGUGCUAUUUCUAAUGAAGUACCGGAGCAUCCUGUGGUAUCACCAGUAUCCGGUUCAAUUUUUGAAAGACGUCUUAUAGAAAAAUACAUCAAAGAAAAUAAUACUGAUCCGAUAAAUGGUGAAGAAUUAACUCUUGAACAGUUAGUAGAUAUUAAAACUGCUUCUAUUGUUAAACCUAAACCUGUAACUGGCACUAGUAUUCCUGCUAUAUUGAAAAUGCUCCAAGAUGAAUGGGAUGCUGUAAUGUUACAUGCGUUUACGCAAAGACAACAGUUGCAAACUGCUAGACAAGAGUUGAGUCAUGCUUUGUAUCAGCAUGACGCUGCAUGUCGUGUAAUAGGUCGUUUGACUAAGGAAGUGACAGCUGCUCGUGAAGCUUUGGCUACACUCAAACCUCAAGCCGGGAUUUCUGCUGGAGAUUCAUCUGCAAAUGCUGGACCUACUACAAUACCACAACCAGCAAUUGCUAUGGAAGCUGCUGGAGUGCCAAAUCAACCAACCGAAGAAGCAGGUAUUACUGAUGAAAUUAUUAAGAAACUACAAGAGAAGGCUACUGUCUUAACACAAGAGAGAAAGAAACGAGGACGUACAGUUCCAGAAGACUUAAUAGACCAAGAAUCAUUAAAAGCAUUUAAAACUUUGGCAUCCCAUCCAGGUCUUCAUAGUGCUAGUGUACCAGGAAUAUUGUCUUUAGAUAUACACAGUGAAGAUACUAGUAAAAUUUUGACUGGAGGAAAUGAUAAAAAUGCUACAGUAUUUAAUAAAGAUACUGAGCAAAUCAUAGCUGUUCUGAAGGGUCAUACUAAGAAAGUCACACGAGUCAUUUAUCAUCCUAAUGAGGAUGUUGUGAUAACUGGAUCACCUGAUACAACAAUUCGAGUAUGGAAUGUUGGUGCUUCUAAUCCUUUAUCUCAAAUAAUUAGAGCUCAUGAAGGUUCAGUAACUGGAGUAUCAUUGCAUCCAACUGGGGAUUAUGUUUUGUCAACAUCUGUUGAUCAGAAUUGGGCAUUCUCUGAUAUCCGCACAGGAAAGCUAUUAACCAAAGUUUCAAGUCAAACGUCAAACAAUACUUUAACUACUGGACAAUUUCAUCCAGAUGGACUUAUUUUUGGAACUGGUACUUCAGAUUCAAAUGUUGUGAUUUGGGAUUUGAAGGAACAAUCAAAUGUGGCAACCUUCUCUGGACAUUCUGGACCAAUUACGGCCAUAUCAUUUUCUGAAAAUGGUUAUUAUCUUGCUACUUCAGCAGACGAUUGUUGUAUAAAACUUUGGGAUUUGCGUAAAUUAAAAAAUUUUAAAACUCUUGUCAUGGAUGAAGGGUAUGAAAUCAAAGAUUUAUGUUUUGAUCAAAGUGGAACAUAUCUUGGUGUUGCAGGAACUGAUGUCCGUGUUUAUAUGUGUAAGCAAUGGCAAGAAUUAAAAGUGUUUAAUGAUCACACAGCAUUGGCUACAGGAAUUAGAUUUGGAAAACAUUCUCAAUUUAUUGCUUCUACAAGUAUGGACAGAACAUUGAAACUGUAUGGGAUUUAAAGCAGAAAUAGUGUCUUAUUAUGAUUCAAUUUUAAGUUAUAAAAACUGUGUAGGUGUAUACUUUUUUUAUUUGCAAUAUUGCAUAAACCAUUUAGACUUGAUAAAUAAAAAAAUAUCUAAAAUCAUGUUUGAAAA
Messenger RNA from Melanaphis sacchari, 1910 nucleotides. It is a transcript of the gene Prp19, whose product is annotated as pre-mRNA-processing factor 19. Gene Ontology annotation, molecular function: protein binding; ubiquitin protein ligase activity. Gene Ontology annotation, cellular component: cytoplasm; Prp19 complex; U2-type catalytic step 1 spliceosome. The record is from RefSeq and is a predicted model, not a curated record. Lineage: Eukaryota; Metazoa; Arthropoda; Insecta; Hemiptera; Aphididae. Gene Ontology annotation, biological process: mRNA splicing, via spliceosome; protein ubiquitination; DNA repair. The transcript has 10 exons. Bases 234 to 1775 code for a protein of 513 amino acids.